AUGGGGAUGGCGACACUGCGGCGCCGUGCGGUGUAUGCCCUGGCGGUGCUUGCGCUGCUGUGCGGCUGCUGCUUCUCCGUGUGCGGGGCGACGUUAUCGGGAUCUGAUGCAGUGGAUGUCUUGUGUCAGAACAAUAAAGGAAAAUUAAGUUGGCGUGUUUCUGGCAAGAGUAAUUGGAAGGAGUGUUCGCAGGUGGUGAAUUAUGAUGGGUCCCAUACUGCUGAGACGGCUAGUGCAGACAGCAGUGAAAGCGAAUCCAUCUGCACACAUGCAGAAUCAUGGUGUUUCUCCAUCAUCUUGGGGAAGAAAACUCUUUCACCCUCAUAA
This is a messenger RNA of Trypanosoma rangeli, 327 nucleotides long. RefSeq lists its product as uncharacterized. Bases 1 to 327 code for a protein of 108 amino acids. The transcript has a single exon. Lineage: Eukaryota; Euglenozoa; Kinetoplastea; Trypanosomatida; Trypanosomatidae. The record is from RefSeq and is a predicted model, not a curated record.